This is a messenger RNA of Rubroshorea leprosula, 902 nucleotides long. The record is from the annotation of a GenBank genome assembly. Lineage: Eukaryota; Viridiplantae; Streptophyta; Magnoliopsida; Malvales; Dipterocarpaceae.
GGUGUAGGCAACAUUGGGAGAGGUGUAAUGGAUGAUAAAUAGGUUAAUUGAACCCAUGCAAGAGCAAUUGGAAACGUUACAAUUGGAGAAUAGGAGACAACAACGAAAUUCUCUCGCUCAACCACCACCUAGGCAGACACAGCAAAGAGAACAUUGGGGCAACAUAGAAGAAGAAAAGGAGUUGGAAAAGUUGAAUGAGCCACCAUUGAAUCGAGGUAGGUUUAGGCAUGGGAAUGGGAAUAAAGAAGUUAGCAAUUGGGAAGACAAUAGUUUGGGCAGCCUUAACAUGAAGAUUCUGCCAUCCCAAGGAAAAGUAGAUUCGGAAGCUUAUCUUGAGUGGGAAAGGAAGGUGGAGUUGGUCUUCGAUUGUGACAAUUAUUCCGAGCUUAAGAAGGUGAGACUGACAGUCAUUGAAUUUUCCAACUAUGCUCUUGUUUGGUGGGAUCAGUUGGUGAUGAAUAGGCAUCAGAACCAGGAGCAUCUAAUUGAAACAUGGAAAGAGAUGAAGGCGGUGAUGAGGAAGCAAUUUCUGGAGAAAGCCAUGAUUAGAGCUAAUGUAGAAGAAGACCGAGAGGCAACAAUGGUGAGAUUCUUACAAGUAUUGAAUCUAGACAUCCAUGACUGGGUGGAGAUGCAUCAUUAUGUGGAGUUAGAAGACAUGGUGCACAUAGCCAUCAUCGUAGAGCAACAGCUCAAGAAGAGAUGACCUUUUCCAAGUCUUAGAGCUCAUCAACGAUAAUGCUUACAAGCUAGAUUUACUAAGUGAGUACAAUGUUAGUGCCACUUUCAAUGUUACUCAACCUUUUGAUGCAGUAGACGAUUUGAGGACAAAUCUUUUUCAAGAGGAGGGGAAUGAUGUAAACUAAGGUUUAACUUUAAAGGAAUCAAUUUAAGUUCCCGUU